This is a messenger RNA of Chrysochloris asiatica (Cape golden mole), 1917 nucleotides long. RefSeq names its product interleukin 17 receptor E (gene IL17RE). Lineage: Eukaryota; Metazoa; Chordata; Mammalia; Afrosoricida; Chrysochloridae. Gene Ontology annotation, molecular function: interleukin-17 receptor activity. The transcript has 15 exons. The record is from RefSeq and is a predicted model, not a curated record.
CAUGUUCUGGGUGCCCUGAGCCUACAGAAGCCCAUGGGGAGCCCUAGACUAGCAGCCCUGCUCCUGCCUCCUCUCCUACUGCUCUUAGGUCUUUCUGCCUCUGCCAGGACUGGCUACUCCUACUUGCCCCGUUGGAACACCGGCUGUCUGCUGGCCUCCCACAUGGAUGACAGUUUCUCUGGCCUUCGGUGGAGCUGGUUCCAUUUCCUGGUGCAGAAAUCCCAGAGGUCUUACAGGCUCAGGUUCUGUAGGGAACACAGGAUGUCAGCUUCCGCUCAGAGGAAGCUGAAGGUUCACAUCCCCGUCCCCUCCCCAGACAUCCCCCAUGAGGUGCUGCGCUUUAAAAGGACCCAACCUACAGAUCCGGAGGCAAAGGAAGGUCCCCCCAGACUGGACUCGCAGAAAGAUGGAAGACCUGAGUUCUCCUUUGAUUUGCUGCCUGAGACACGGGUUAUUCGGGUGACCAUUCCUCCAGGCCCAGAGGUCAGCGUGCGUCUUUGUCACCAGUGGGUAUUGGAGUGCGAAGAGCUGAGCAGUCCCUUUGAUAUCCAGGAAAUUGUGCCUGGGGGCCACAUUGUUGACCUGCCUUAUGAAUUCCUUCUACCCUGCCUGUGCAUAGAGGCGUCCUACCUGCAAGAGGACACUGUGAGGCGGAAAAAAUGUCCCUUCCAGAGCUGGCCUGAAGCUUAUGGCUUGGAUUUCUGGAAGUCAGUGCGUUUUACUGACUACAGUCAGCACAACCAGAUGGUAAUGGCCCUGACCCUCCGCUGCCCACUGAAGCCAGAGGCCUCCCUCUGCCAGAGACAUGGCUGGCAUGCCCUCUGUGAAGACCUCCCUAAUGCCACAGCUCGAGAAUCAGAGGGGUGGUAUGUUUUGGAGAAAGUGGACUUGCACCCCCAGCUCUGCUUCAAGUUCUCUCUUGCCAACAGCAGCCAUGUGGAAUGCCCCCACAGGACUGGAUCUCUCAUGUGAUGUCCUCUCCCACUCUCCUGGGCAGUGUCAUCCUGGAAUGUCAGCCUGGACACACAGGCCCAGCAACUGAUCCUUCACUUCUCCUCAAGGACGCAUGCUACUUUCAGUGCAGCCUGGAGCCACACAGGUUUGGGGCAGGACAGCUUGGUGCCCCCUGUGUAUAGUGUCAGCCAGACCCAAGGCUCCAGUCCGGUGACACUAGACCUCAUCAUUCCCUUCCUGAGGCCAGGGAGCUGUAUCCUGGUAUGGCGGUCAGAUGUCCAGUUUGCCUGGAAACACUUCUUAUGUCCAGAUGUCUCCCAUAGACGGCUGGGACUCUUGAUCCUGGUACUGCUAGCCCUCACCACCCUAUUGGGUAUUGUUCUGGUCCUCGCCCACCGGCGCCCACUGUCUGGUUCCGGCAGAGGGCGGCCUGUGCUGCUGCUGCAUGCGGCCGACUCCGAAGUGCAGCGACGCCUGGUGGGAGCGCUGGCUGAAUUGCUGCGCGCCUCGCUGGGCGGAGGCCGCGACGUGAUCGUGGACCUGUGGGAAGGGACGCGCGUGGCGCGCGUUGGCCCGCUACCUUGGCUGUGGGCGGCGCGGGCGCGCGUGGAGCGGGAGCAGGGCACAGUGCUGCUUCUAUGGAGCAGUACCGGCCCCGCCUGCGGCCCCGACUCCUCCGUCGCGCCCCUGUGCGCCCUGCUCCGUGCUGCUCCGCGCCCGCUGCUGCUCCUCGCCUACUUCAGCCGUCUCUGCGCCAAGGGCGACAUCCCCCCACCGCUGCGCGACCUGCCGCGCUACCGCUUGUUGCGCGACUUGCCGCGCCUGCUGCGGGCUCUGGAUGCCGGGACUUCGACCCAAGCCACACGCUGUGGUCGCCUCGGGGCUCGGCCGUGCCUGCGGGGUCACCUGGCGUUGUGCCGUCGGCUCGAACGCGAGGCCGCCAAACCUGUGAAUCGAGGCUGA